Molecule: messenger RNA, 548 nt
Organism: Manduca sexta (tobacco hornworm)
Lineage: Eukaryota; Metazoa; Arthropoda; Insecta; Lepidoptera; Sphingidae
Product: cuticle protein 70, isoforms A and B
Exons: 2
Coding region: 94-519 (141 amino acids)
Source: RefSeq, a predicted model, not a curated record
UGCAUCGUACGUAGUAUUUCGGCUGUGGGUUGGUAUAAAAGCCGCGCUGUGCCCGUUCUUAUUUAGAUAACAUUUGUCUUCUGUUAAACAACCAUGCAGACCUUCGUCGCCUUCACCGCCCUCCUGGCUUGCGCCGCCGCCGCACCCGGCCUCCUGGUCGCCCACGCACCCGUGGUCGCUGUCCACUCCGCCCCAGUGGUGCACGCCGCCCCAGUCGUACAUGCCGUACCCGUGGUCGCCGCCAAGACCACCAUCACCAAGAGCAGCCAGGUCGUCAACCAUGGUAGCCCGGUUGUCCACGCCGUCCACGCUGUCCACGCGCCAGUUGUCGCUGCCCCCGUUGUUGUGAAGGCCGCCCCGGUCGUCCACGCUGCCCCUGUUGUCCACGCCGUGCCCGUGGUUCACGCUGUCCACGCCCCAGUUGUUGUGAAGACCGCUCCCUCCGCAGUGGCUCACAGUUCCUCGGUCGUCCACCACUCACCGGUUGUCAAGGCUGUUCCCUUGGUCGCCGUUCAUUGAGGCUUUAAAUAAAUUAUAAAAACCCCCUA